Molecule: messenger RNA, 996 nt
Organism: Quercus robur (English oak)
Lineage: Eukaryota; Viridiplantae; Streptophyta; Magnoliopsida; Fagales; Fagaceae
Product: F-box/kelch-repeat protein At3g23880-like
Exons: 2
Coding region: 1-996 (331 amino acids)
Source: RefSeq, a predicted model, not a curated record
AUGUCUCAAACAAGGGAACCUCCUCCUCAUCGUCGGAUCCUCCAACAAAACAAGAACCAUCUCCCACACGACAUCGUACUCAACAUCUUGGCAAGGCUGCCUGUCAAAUCAGUCCUAAGAUUCAGAGACGAUCCCACUAAUGCUGAUCCUAUAUAUUUGUGGAACCCCAGCAUUAGAAAAGUUAAGAGGUUGCCUGAUUCUAUAUAUUCCUUAACACAUUUUGAUCGGGUUUCUACUGAAUUGGCUUAUCAGUCUGAGACCAAUGACUACAAGGUUGUCAAUAUCUAUCAAAUGCCAGGUCCCAACCACCGUUGGUUUGAGGUUGAGGCUGAGGUUUACACAUUAAGCUCUAACUCUUGGAGAAAGAUUGGAAUCUCAUUGACAAACAAUAUUGUGGUCUCCCCUUUCACCAAUAAAACUUCCACAUUUGUUAGUGGGGCUUUGCAUUGGUUGGGAUACAUUUCUGAAGCCGCAUUUCCUUACAUGAUUUUGUCAUUUGAUGUCAAUAAUGAUAAAUUUGGAGAGAUAGCACUUCCUGAUGGACAACAACUGCUACCACAAGGUCUAAUGGCGGACCCAAAUUCUCUGAUGGUGUUCAAGGGGAAACUGGCCUUCAUUACAUUGGGUUACCGCCACAUCAGUGGCGUCAUCAACUAUGAAUACAGUGACUUUGUGAUUUCUCAUCGUAAUUCAUGCUUCAUAUGGGUGAUGAGGGAGUAUGGUGUGCACGAAUCAUGGAGUAAACUUUUUUUUGUCAAGUUUGAAAAUAUUAACUAUGUACAUUUCUUGGGUUGCACCAGUCUCGGUGAACUGCUAGUUAUAAAGAAUGGAGUUUAUCCCAAAUUCAACGCCGAACGGAGACGCAAGGUGAUUGUUUCGCUUGACCUUGAAACUUUACAUGAGAAGGAUCUUGGUUUCCAGAAUGCUCCACAUAUAGCUAAUUCUUUCAUGGAAAGCCUUGUGUUACUUGAUGGAGCAACUGAGCUAUCUGGAUAA